Molecule: messenger RNA, 963 nt
Organism: Cuscuta campestris
Lineage: Eukaryota; Viridiplantae; Streptophyta; Magnoliopsida; Solanales; Convolvulaceae
Source: the annotation of a GenBank genome assembly
UUUUCCUUUUAAAAUUUGCAGCGCCACCGCCACCAGGGCGCCUCAAGUACGACGAGAAGGAGUACUCGUGGCCUGAAAAGGAUGGAGGCGCGUACGGAGGAAUGACGACGGAGGGAUCGAUAGACGAAGACGAGUGGCACGCGCCGCCGCCGUCUUCUUCUUCUGGUUCGUGGGAGAUCGAUUCGGCAUACGAGUUCGACGCAUCUCAAUUCUUCGAUUUCAGCCGCCCUGAAUCUUCUUCCGACGCCGAACGGGCCGAGCGCUGGUUCCAAGUCGCCGGAUAUUACCCGCCUUCUCAUUUCUAUUUUAAGGCAAAGGUGAAAACAACAAUAGUUCCUGCAAAUGAUGAAUCUCCAUUGGUAAAAGACGACGACAACUUCAAUCCCUCUCAUCAUCAUCACCACCGCCUUUCUUCUUCAUCAAAUCAUGAAAAGACGAACAAAGGCGGAAGAAGAAGGUGGAACAAUAGUGGUGAUCAAGAGAGAAUGGAAGAAGACACUCCUUCAAAAGCAAUUAAACCAAAGGAAAAGAGUGCCAUAAAAUGGGGCGGCGAUGAUAACAAUAGAAAUAAUGGGGGAUCAACGUUGAUGAAACCAACUGCAAGUCAGCUCGCCAAACUAAACCAUGUCAAACAACAACGUCGUAACCACGAAGCUAUCAAAAGGCUGAAAUUGGACUAUGGUUACUACGUCACUAAGAAAUCCAAAGUUUCAGAUGAGAAGAAGCUUUUGCAGCAUCCCCCAAUUGAGCUUUUCAGCAAGUUGACCCUCAAUUCUGACAUGGACAACAGAGCAGCAUCCCAUCCAAAACCACAUCCAUUUGGAACUGUGAAUUUAAACAAGUUUAGUCCCAAAAGGUGAUGAUAUCAAUUGCUUGAUAUGGAGCGAGUGGCUCCAUCAUGAAUGAACGACCCCGGAUUGGAACUAUUGGUACAAUGACAAAGCCAAUCAUUUUCUCUCAUUU